This is a messenger RNA of Pseudophryne corroboree (corroboree frog), 2188 nucleotides long. It is a transcript of the gene PPP1R3D, whose product is annotated as protein phosphatase 1 regulatory subunit 3D. The coding region runs from base 470 to 1366 and encodes 298 amino acids. The record is from RefSeq and is a predicted model, not a curated record. The transcript has a single exon. Gene Ontology annotation, biological process: regulation of glycogen biosynthetic process. Gene Ontology annotation, molecular function: glycogen binding; protein phosphatase 1 binding. NCBI's taxonomy places the organism in Eukaryota, Metazoa, Chordata, Amphibia, Anura, Myobatrachidae. Gene Ontology annotation, cellular component: protein phosphatase type 1 complex.
AAUCCCACCCCUACUGCUGCUGCUGCUGGUCAGAAAGGAAAUGCACUGUCAGGCAGGAGUGUGUGACAUUAUAGUUGUGGAUUAGCCUUUAAACUUCACUGUUCCUAUCGCUGCACUACAAUGCAUGCUGGUUAUCUGAAGCAGUGGUCUGGUCUAGUGGUCUGGAUUGUCUGUAAAGGAAGGUGGGAGUGUUCAUUCAUAAAGGUCAGCUGUCUUUUCAAGUGCCUCCCAGACAAGGGGUGUGAACAGACUGCUAUCUCUAACCCGGAAUUGUCGAAAAGGUGCAUUAGACCUCCUGCACUGCUGCUAACCGAGGGAUUAAUGUGGAUUUUGCAUCGACUCCAUUCAUAUAUUGCCUGGGUAAAAAUAGCUGCUUUCAUUUUGUUUGACAGCAAUUAAAUAAGAGAAUUGAUUUGGACUGAAUGCAUUACACAGAACUAGCAGCAUUUACAGCCCACCAUUAAAUACCAUGUCUUACACAGCGCAUCCUCAUAUAAUGGCUGGCAGCCAUAAAGAGAACGACGAAUUGGGUAUUCCUCGCAACUUAAGUUACAUUAAUAACCUUUACCAGACUGUACAAUUGGAUGAAGGAUUUGGAGGCCAAGGGUUAAUUAAAGACCUGCACAGAACGAGCCAGCCUCUUCGGACACAGAAUGCCAUGUGCAACAGCUGUGACCCAGAACUGCGCCCUAUUAUGCGCCGCAGAACCAAAUCUCUGCCUAGCUCUCCAGAGAGGAAAACUGCUACCAAAUGCCAGCCCCAGUGCCAUAAAGUUAGAUUUGCAGAUUCACUUGGUUUGGAUUUGGCUGAAGUAAAGGUUUUCAACUCUAGUGACAACCCAUCCAUCCCUCUUCAUGUUCUCUCCCGGCUCUCUAUCAAUUCAGACUUGUGCUGUAGCCAAGACCUGGAAGUUUCCAUCCAAUAUUUGGAGGCAGACUUCAAGCAGCCUGCAGACUGCGAUGACUUUUUGGACCGUCUACAGCAACACUGUGUUUGCUUGGAGCAAGUCACAACUUCGGAGGAGCUGGGGAUUUCUGGCACCAUUCGUGUGCUGAAUUUGGCCUUUGAGAAAUCUGUUUCAGUUAGGUAUUCAUUCACAGACUGGAAAACCCAUUACGAGGUGAGCACAGUUUGGCAAAACACUGAAGACACCAGUGUUCUUAAAUCGGAUAUAUUUGCCUUUGCUAUUCCGUUACCGCCCUUUCUCCAACAAAUCUGUCCCAUGGUACAGUUUGCCAUAAGGUACCAGGUAGCGGGUAAAGAUUACUGGGAUAAUAAUCAUGGGAGAAACUAUACAUUCAUAUCAAGGAGAUAUGCACUGAAAAUGCCAAAAGACAGCGAACACAGUUGGAUCCACUUUAUAUAAACUAUUUAUAGUCUGUAAGUUUCAAGAUUCUAUAAUUUUAUUGGAGAAAAUCAAAACUAUUUUCAGGUUUGUACACUGUUGCCAUAUGAGAACCACUAUAUGAAUCAAACACAAUCAAAUCUCAUAGCAGUGGAGUAAAUGAAUGUUUGUCAUAUUUGUUAUGGUUCUACACGAGUGCCAUAGAAAACAUUUUCAGUAAAUGGCUGUGAUAAAAUGGCUUUGUUUAGUUGCAUAUCAGACCCACAAGAGAAGCUGAAUGCUAAGUAUUUUAAUUAAAUACUCAAUGUAUGCUUAACAGUAGUGACAUUAAAAAAAAAAAAAAACUUUACUAAACCAAAAGGUUCAGUGGAUGUACUAUGUAAAAUAGGCCUCAUCCAAAGGUAAACUGUAGCUGACUACAUGAUGCAAGUGUUACAGAUCAAGUAAUAAAAUGGACCAGUCUCAUGCCCUUGACCUAUGAUAGCUUUCAUAAGGUCAUUACAUUAUCACUGUACUAUACAGUAUGUUCUCACUGUUAGAUGUAAAGUGUUAAAUCACACAGCAGAUGGUGUAAUCACAUUAAACUAUGCACAGUAUAAAACAUUAUAUAGUAAGUCUAAUCUGUAUCUAUUUUCAGUAAUAUUUUAGUACUUUUAUCAUAUGGCAUAAUGACAAAUUUUGUGUUAUAACAUUGCAAUGAAAUAUAAAUAUUACAGUAUGCACUUGUCUUGCACCAAAGAGCAUUGUUAAUGUGACAACAGAAAAUACUUUGCAUCUUAUGACACAUGUAGUACAACAACAACAACAACAACAACAAAAACAAAUAAAUCACCUGCUACCCAA